Motacilla alba alba is the source of this 2714-nucleotide messenger RNA. Its product is annotated as polymeric immunoglobulin receptor-like. NCBI's taxonomy places the organism in Eukaryota, Metazoa, Chordata, Aves, Passeriformes, Motacillidae. Bases 556 to 2652 code for a protein of 698 amino acids. The record is from RefSeq and is a predicted model, not a curated record. The transcript is spliced from 10 exons.
CACGAAGUUCUUGGUGGGAAGUUCUGCCUGGAAGUGGCUCACAGCAAACACCAUUUUGUGACAUACUCCAUGUUUUAUAUUAAAGCAUUUUUUUUUCUGUAGAGCAGGGGAAUUCCUCUCAAACUCUGCCGUUUCUGCUCCUGGCCUCUUCACCCUUUUUUUCCCCCUUUCCAUGAUGUCGUCACAUCCCUAGAUAGCUGAAAAAGACCAUUUUUGGGUCUUUCUGAUGACAUCUCUGCCACUCCUCUGAGCGUUUUGACCAUCUCCACGUCGCUCAGCAAUGCACAUCAAGUCCUCAGAAGAUUUUUAGUGCGCCUGUUUUAAAUCUACACAUCACUAUAUGAAAAAAAAGAAUUAGACAUCAAGAGAAAAGCAAAGACUAACUGAGCUGCAAGCUGCAGAAACAACUUUAUUCAACAAAAUCUGAGCUGGAGGUGGAGGAAGAGAAAAUUUCCAGCAGCAGAAGCAUCACAGUGGAAGGUAGAAAUCAGCAAAAUCCCGUCCCCACGGUGAGAUCAGUGAGGAUUGCCCAGGGAACACUCGGGAGGGCUGGACAUGGUGCUUCUCCUCCUUCUAGCAGCUCUGCUGCCAGAGCCCGUGGCCAGCAGCCUGCACAGCUCCAGGGUUUUGGCAGGAGGCCUGGGAGGCUCCAUCACCCACCAGUGCUUCUACUCCCCCAGCCCGGCCAACCAACACCAGCGGAAAUAUUGGUGCAAGGUGGCAGCCAACGGGCUCUGCUCCACCAUCAUCUCCAGCAGCUUCACCUCCAGCCACUACCAGGGCAGGGUGGCCCUGGAGGACGUGCCCCAGAAUGGCACCUUCACGGUGACAAUGACAGGGCUGAGGAGCAGCGACUCGGGCACCUACAGGUGUGGCAUUGGCAGCACCAACCGAGGGCUCUACGCCAGCCUCAACCUGACUGUUUUGGCAGAUGCCACGGUGUCAAAGCCAACCCAGCUCAUCCGAGGGCAGCUCCACGGUUCUGUCACAGUCCUGUGCCGCUCUGGGGAUGCCCAAAGUGCCCAGAAGAGGUUCUGGUGCAAAGUGGGCAGAAGCAGCUGCACUCCCAUCGCCAGCUCUGAUGGCUUUGUGAGCAGGAGGUACCAAGGACGCAUCGCCAUCACCCCUCAGGAGAGCUCUGGAGCUUUCAAAGUCCUGAUCAAUGACUUAAAGGAGGAAGAUUCGGGGCUGUAUCUGUGUGGGACACAAGGAUUGAAGGGUCAGGACAGCCCACAGGAGGUGCUUCUGCAGGUGGCCACAGCCUCCACCCUUCCCAGGAGACCCAAAUUCCUCCGCGGCACAGUCGGGGGCUCGCUGUCCUUCCAGUGCCACCACGACCCCCAGGGCACCUACGAGAGGAAGUACCUGUGCAGGUGGAGGGCAGGGAGCUGCCAGGUGCUGCUGGACGACGAGGGGUUCGUGCUGGAGUCCCACCGAGGGCGGGCACACAUGGCCAGCAGCCCCCCCGAGCUCGGCAGCUCCACGGUGCUGCUGGGGCAGCUGAGGGAGGAGGACGCAGGCUGGUACUGGUGUGGGGCCAGGAGUGGGGACACUGAGCUCACAUCCUCCCUGAAGCUGCUCAUCCACAAGGGAAACUGCUCCUCACGGGGCCCAGGAACAGCCACUCCUGAGGGAGCCACAGCACCACGUCCUGCUGCCCUCAGCACUGCCGGGCACAGCCGCAGGGCACACGGGAUGGGCACUGUCACCCCGGGCACCAGAACGGGCACUGUCACCUAUGGGACCUCCACGGGCACUGUCCCCAAGGACACCAGAAUGGGCACUGUCCCCAAGGACACCAUGGGCACUGUCCCCAAGGACACCAUGGGCACUGUCACCCCGGGCACCAGAACAGGCACUGUCACCUAUGGGACCUCCACGGGCACUGUCCCAAAGGACACCAUGGGCACUGUCACCCCGGGCACCAGAACAGGCACUGUCACCUAUGGGACCUCCACGGGCACUGUCCCCAAGGACACCAUGGGCACUGUCACCCCGGGCACCAGAACAGGCACUGUCACCUAUGGGACCUCCACGGGCACUGUCCCCAAGGACACCAGAAUGGGCACUGUCCCCAAGGUCACCAUGGGCACUGUCACCCCGGGCACCAGAACGGGCAGUGUCACCUAUGGGACCUCCACGGGCACUGUCCCCAAGGACACCAUGGGCACUGUCACCCCUGGCACCAGCUCCCUGCUGCCCACUGCCACCCCUGGCACCUCUGCAGCCUCCCCAGGUGACGCCUUUCAGGAGAGCUCCUCAGGUGAACCACAGCUGCUCCCGGUUGUGCUGUCAGCUCUGCUUUUCCUGAUUUGCAUCACCAUCAUCAUCCUCACCCUGGCCAAAAUCAAGCUUCAAAAGCAGACAGGAGGAGGAAGCAGCAGCACGGGGGGCCUGGAGCCGGCUUUGGCCCGUGCUGGGCUGAGCCCUGGAAAGGAGGAAAGGAUGGAGGAGAACCCAAGCCCAGGAGAGGAGCAGGAAUUCAGGAUGGGCUCUGGCAAAUGUAGGACAAUCUCUGCUAUCCUUGGAAAUAUCAGGAUGACCAGCUUCUAUUUACCCUAUGGAGAAAAAUUACUGGAAAUUUUCUCUGUGGAAAGCCAAGCCCUCAACACCUCCCCCUGCACUCCUCAGAACCCAAAUCCCCUUUGCUGAGAGCUGAACCCCCACGCUGCCCAAAUUGCUCCCUGUUUUGCAGAAGAGAGAAUAAAAUAACA